Molecule: messenger RNA, 393 nt
Organism: Marasmius oreades (fairy-ring Marasmius)
Lineage: Eukaryota; Fungi; Basidiomycota; Agaricomycetes; Agaricales; Marasmiaceae
Exons: 2
Coding region: 1-393 (130 amino acids)
Source: RefSeq, a predicted model, not a curated record
AUGUCCGACCUACAAUUCUAUCAAAAAGAAUACUAUGAUGAGAAAAUCAAGAACAAGUUUAACAAACACUGGGAUUCCAUCAAGGAUCAUACUGAGGAGCGAUUCCGCAUUCACGAGAUGAACUCAUUCGCUUCCUUGAAGUGGGAGAGGGAGCCUCAGGACUUCAAGGAGCAGCUGCAUGAAGAGAAUGAGACAAGGUACAAGAUGGACAUGGAUGCUCGGAAGAAUCGAGAGCAAUGGGCUGGGGAUGCGCAGGGAUAUGAAAAGGCUUGGACUAAGGCUAACGAGAUCUUGCCUGUUCUUUCAGAAUCUGUUGCAAGAUUGUUCGGUGCAGGAUGUACCAUCUUUCUAUAUGGUCCUUGUGCUGAUGGAAAGACCAAUGUCAGCAGGUGA